AUGGACACAAUCAUACACGUCUACCAUCCUAAACGCCGCCUGCUACUACUCGAAUACACCACCCACUCUUCCCAAACUCAAUCCCAACCACCCAACGUCCUCCUCUUCAUCGGCGGACUAUACGACAACUUCCGCUCACCUCGGUACAUCGAUGAUCUGGCAGCUCUAUUCCCACGCGAUGGACCAGCGCAGAAAUGGCGAGUGAUGCACGUCCAGAUGUCCUCGGCCGGGAAGCAAUUUGGGCUGUGUGAUUUGGAUCGCGAUGUCGAAGAAAUCAGCGCCGCGAUCACCUAUAUCCGCGAGCAUGUCACCUGUUCUCCAGCCACACCGGUCGUCCUGAUGGGCCACUCCACAGGCUGCCAGGAUGUGCUGCACUACCUGUGCUCACAUCCACCAGCACCACGACCCAUAAUCGCAGGCGGAAUCCUCCAAGCACCCGUCUCGGACCGCGAAGCAAUCAUACACGACGUCAACCGUAAUCCGUCCACGCAAUCCGCGUGGAAAAGUGCCAUGUCAAUCAUCUCUUCCACACCCAAGGACAAGUACGCGACCACCAUCCUGCCUCUGCACGUCUCAACACCGCUCGUCGGCCCAGCGCCCGUGAACAUCACGCGGUUCCUAAGCCUAACCUCACCCGAUUCGCCAGAGAACCCGGCCAUGGACGACUACUUUUCCAGUGACCUGACGGACGCGAGACUCGUGGAUACAUUCGGCCGUAUUGGAUCAGCGGGUCGAGUACAGCCCUCUAAUCCAUCGAAAGCAGCCGUCUUGAUCAUCCCAUCUGGCAGCGAUGAGCACGUCGCGCAGAGCAUUGAUAAAGCGCAUCUCCUAGCCAGAUGGAAGGAGGCUAUUGAAACGCCCUCAUCGUCGUCUUCUGGCUCGCACCCCCAAGUUCAGGCAUACCUAUCGCCACACUCGCAAAUCAUCAGGAACGCACUGCACGAUAUCUCCGGUGCGUCCAUCAGCGCAUGCACGGCACGAUUGAUAGAUAUGCGCGCCGCCGUGCUGCGGUACCUAGGCGACGUCGUUGGAGACAUUGACGAAAGUCGAACGGGUCAAGGUCCCUGGGCGGUCUGGGAACGAGACCGCAAGGCAAUUGAGACCGAGGCUGGCGUUGCAGGUAUCAAGCUAUGA
Molecule: messenger RNA, 1134 nt
Organism: Rhinocladiella mackenziei CBS 650.93
Lineage: Eukaryota; Fungi; Ascomycota; Eurotiomycetes; Chaetothyriales; Herpotrichiellaceae
Exons: 2
Coding region: 1-1134 (377 amino acids)
Source: RefSeq, a predicted model, not a curated record